Molecule: messenger RNA, 3106 nt
Organism: Manis pentadactyla (Chinese pangolin)
Lineage: Eukaryota; Metazoa; Chordata; Mammalia; Pholidota; Manidae
Gene: SLC16A8
Product: solute carrier family 16 member 8
Exons: 4
Coding region: 1668-2912 (414 amino acids)
Biological process (GO): monocarboxylic acid transport; transmembrane transport
Molecular function (GO): monocarboxylic acid transmembrane transporter activity
Source: RefSeq, a predicted model, not a curated record
GCUGACCUGCAAGCAGGCCUGGGGGACUUUCGCCGCACACCCCCAUCAGGCCGGGCUUCACAGGGGAGCCUGUGGGCAGCCCCUCCCUGCAGGCCUCAGGAGAUGUGAGACGGGCGCCCAAACCCACCGGACAGUUCAGGUGAGUGUGGGGCGAGGGCCUCCAGGGACCACCUCUUGUCCCAGUCCUCAAAAUGGCUGCAUCCCUGGCAGAGACAGGCAGGAAAAGCCGGAACCUGGUGCUGGUUGGGGAGGGGCAGAGUCCAAGCAAUCAAUGGGGCCCUCGCAUUGCCUGUUGCCGGGAGGGAGAACCCAGGCUUGGGGGAGCUGCAGCAGGGAAGGAGGCUCCUGCCAUGGCUGGGGGCUGGACCAUCUUGCCUGUGGGGCCCACCCUCAUCUGCUUUGGGGCACUUGGGGCUGCUCUGUGAACCCCUGGCUGGAGCUUCAGGAGGGUCCUGAGGGGCAAGGAGUGCCCUCCAGAGGGCGUCUUCCUGAAGCCAAGACUCAGGUGGGAACGACUCUAUUAUUCUCCCUUCAUCCUCCACACACCUCUUGGAGGAGGGGAAAUUUGGCGGGAGACGGUGAGGUCCUGCCUCAGUUUCCCCCCCUGGCUCCAUUUCCUGAGUAGGGUUCACGGUGGGUAGCUCCGUGCCUCAGUUUCCCCACGCUGGGUCUCCAUCCCCCUUUCUGGCCUGAGCUACAGACCCUGGCCGCUCCUUCUUGCCCCGCUUCCCCCAGCAGAGGCAGCGGCGAUGGGCGCUGGCGGCCCCAGGCGGGGCGAGGGCCCCCCAGACGGCGGCUGGGGUUGGACGGUGCUGGGCGCCUGCUUCGUGGUCACCGGCUUCGCCUACGGCUUCCCCAAGGCUGUGAGCGUCUUCUUCCGCGCGCUUAUGCGCGACUUCGGUGCGGGCUACAGCGACACGGCCUGGGUGUCCUCCAUCAUGCUCGCCAUGCUCUACGGCACCGGUCAGCGCCCCCUGGCGGAUCCCUCCGCGUCUCCCCAGGCCCAGGGCGGCGGGUCCAUCAGGGACCAGGGGAGCCCCUGAGCAUCGCGGGGGGCUGUGGAAGCGCUGGUGGAGAGGGCAGGAGGGCGGCAGCGGUCACAGGUGGAGCUGCACCCAGGCGGUGACCCGGCAGGCUUGGCCAGCCGGCAGGGCCCCUCCAUUCUUGCCCCAAGUCCUGCAGCCGCCGGUUACGGGUGGGGCACUGACGUCGGAGUAAGAUUACCGCUCCCGGAAGCCCUCAUCACCUGUGAGGGGCGCGGAGCUGCUGGAGUUCCUCUGGCCAAGCAGAGUGCGGGGUGCGGGGCCUGGUGAGGAAAGCAGAUCAAACGGUGGUUCCCGCAGUGAAGAUCAAACAGGAGUGGGGUCUGCCCCUUCGGCUUUGGUCUGGGGGUGGGCGCUCUGGCCCAGGACGGGUCCCUCCCCCGUGUCCCCCUCAGGGUGCUGUCUCCUUUGGUCGGUCUCAGCCAAACUUUGUGACCUUGGCCAGACACUGCCUUCUCUGAGCCAACGUGACCUUUGCCCUUUGAUCCGUCUUCCCGGGCUGGAAGGUGCAAAGCCUGGAGUGUCCACAGGAGAGAUGACCGGCCCAGGCCGUGUCGUGACCCUGCCCUGCCCACAGGCCCGGUGUCCAGCAUCCUCGUGACUCGCUUUGGCUGUCGCCCCGUCAUGCUGGUGGGUGGACUGUUGGCCUCGGCGGGCAUGGUCCUUGCAUCCUUUGCCACCAGCCUCCUGGAGCUCUACCUGACCGCUGGGGUGCUCACUGGCCUGGGCCUGGCCCUCAAUUUCCAGCCGUCGCUUAUCAUGCUGGGGCUGUACUUCGAGCGGCGGCGGCCUCUGGCUAACGGGCUGGCGGCGGCGGGCAGCCCCGUGUUCUUGUCGGCGCUGUCGCCGCUCGGCCAGCAGCUGCUCGAGAGCUUCGGCUGGCGCGGCGGCUUCCUGCUGCUCGGCGGCCUCCUGCUGCACUGCUGCGCGUGCGGCGCCGUCAUGCGGCCGCCCCCCGGGCCCGGCCGGUGGCCGCGCGGUGACAGCGCGGGCGACGGUCCUGGGGAGCCGGAUGGCACCGAGCUGCGCCUGCGCGCGGCGCCCCCUGGCUGCCAGACCCGCCGGCGGCGCCUGCUGGACGUGGCCGUGUGCGCCGACCGUGCCUUCGCCGUGUACGCUGUCACCAAAUUCCUGAUGGCGCUCGGGCUCUUCGUUCCCGCCAUCCUUUUGGUGAACUACGCCAAGGACUCCGGAGUGCCUGAUGCCGACGCCGCCUUCCUGCUGUCCAUCGUGGGCUUCAUAGACAUCGUGGCGCGGCCGGCGUGUGGCGCUCUGGCCGGCCUGGCGCCCUUGCGACCCCACGUCGCCUACCUCUUCAGCCUGGCCCUGAUGGCCAACGGGCUCACGGACCUGAGCAGCGCUCACGCGCGCUCCUACAGCGCCCUAGUCGCCUUCUGCGUCGCCUUUGGCCUCUCCUACGGCAUGGUGGGCGCGUUGCAGUUCGAGGUGCUCAUGGCGACCGUGGGUGCGCACCGCUUCCCCAGUGCACUGGGCCUGGUGCUGCUCAUUGAAGCCGUGGCUGUGCUCAUCGGACCACCCUCUGCCGGCCGCCUGGUGGACACACUGAAGAACUAUGAGAUCAUCUUCUACCUGGCCGGCUCUGAGGUGGCCCUGGCUGGGGUCUUCAUGGCUGUGGCCACAUGCUGCCUGCACCGCUCUCAGGAUGCCCCACCCAGCACGGGCACCGAGGACGCGGAGGCCAAAGUGGAUGCCGAGGCCUUGCCCGCCAGCACCGAGGAGCCUGGCAGCCUUGAGUUUCUGGAGGAGCCAAGCCCUGAGGCUGAGCCUGCGGAGCGCGAGGUGGAGGCAGAGGCACAGCUGCGCCCAGACUCUAUGCAGUGCGAGGGCCCUGGGCAGGGUGGCCAGUGACCCAGGGACGGGGCUUCCCUCCCCAAAGCCCUGGCUGCCCCAAGAGGGCCUGGCACACUGCAGGCUGCCCUGGGGUUAUCAGCCUCUGGGCCCAGGAGGGCAGCUCCCUGCCUCAUUGGCCCAGUGCGCCAUGGCCAGGCCCUGGCCUCACUCAGGAAAGCUGCUGUGUGUAGACGGGGUCUGGAUCUCUGUGA